Molecule: messenger RNA, 1038 nt
Organism: Fomitopsis serialis
Lineage: Eukaryota; Fungi; Basidiomycota; Agaricomycetes; Polyporales; Fomitopsidaceae
Product: Arv1-like family-domain-containing protein
Exons: 8
Coding region: 1-1038 (345 amino acids)
Biological process (GO): sphingolipid metabolic process; regulation of plasma membrane sterol distribution; sterol metabolic process
Cellular component (GO): cortical endoplasmic reticulum; Golgi apparatus
Source: RefSeq, a predicted model, not a curated record
AUGCCUAUAUGCACUAGUUGUACCCAUCCUACGCCAUAUCUGUAUACUGUCUAUGAAUCUGCAUAUAACCUGCGCCUGGAGCAAUGCGCAGAGUGUCAUGCGUUCGCAGACCCAUACGUGGAACAUGACACCCUCACUCUGUUACUCGACCUGAUCCUCCUCAAACGGGACGUGUACCGUCAUCUGUUAUUCAACAGAGGCCGCGGUGCGCGGAAGCUACGAAGGUCCGGGCCUGCUUCCGAGGCAGGCGUCUCGCCACAACGGGGACCGGGCUCGGUUGAACAAGUGUUAGCUCGGUCUCCUGGAAUGGUGGACCACCCUGAGGCCUGGGAACCCGCAAGGGAGAGAGCUAGGUGGUAUUUGAUCGCACGCCUCGGUACGGCACUAGUCAUCCUGGAUGCUUUCAUUAGGUGGACGCACCUCAGUACGUGCUCCCGUGUCGGUGCUCCUCAAGGAGACAUCUCCGAGUGGAAUACCGAGGCAAUGGCCGGUUUCGCCCGCAUACAUGUCGGUUGUUUCGUAGAAACGGUCACAUUCCACGUCGGUAUAAUCAUUGCCUCCUACGUUGUGCUGCAAUUCCUGGACCGCAUACGGUUACCUAAACCAUCAACGACCAACGCAUUGCAAGUUUCCGGCAUCCGCAAAGAGUUUAGGUACUCGCAUAUACCGCUGACGCUCCUCUACUCGUCGUUGACGAAGUUGUUCUUGCUAUUUUUAUUGGCGAUAUGGCGUCCUGCGCCUGUCGAGCACGGCAGCCCAUCCGAGCCCACCGAUUCAUGGAUGGGACAGGCACUCAGCCUCCUCGACGAGGAUCGUCUGGAUCGUGGAUGGAUUGUGCGAAAUGUCCUGGGAGGUAUGUCCGCAGGUUUCGGACUUCGAGUCGUUUUGGACUGCCAUCCCCUUCUCACGACCAGUGUGAUACUCGUGGGCUGGGCUGUCAAAACGCUAGUCGCGGGAAUGAUCAGUCAAUGGGUGGGAAUCGGGUUCAAUGCUUACGAAACGGCCGGCGAGAUGUGGCUAGCAUAUAGCAUUCCAUGA